This is a messenger RNA of Solanum dulcamara, 1709 nucleotides long. RefSeq lists its product as uncharacterized. The transcript is spliced from 15 exons. Bases 152 to 1450 code for a protein of 432 amino acids. Gene Ontology annotation, biological process: DNA replication, Okazaki fragment processing. NCBI's taxonomy places the organism in Eukaryota, Viridiplantae, Streptophyta, Magnoliopsida, Solanales, Solanaceae. The record is from RefSeq and is a predicted model, not a curated record. Gene Ontology annotation, molecular function: DNA binding; 5'-flap endonuclease activity.
CCCUGCUGCAAUCCAAAUGUUUGCCCUUCUAAAUUCAAUCUGGGUAGUAUUGUUUCUUCUAAAAAAAAAAAAAAGACAUCUAUAUUUGAAUGAUAAACGAUUUCCUUCAGAACUAGUAACUUCGAAUUUCACAGUAUUUUGUUGUUGAUAUAUGGCAUGCCAUCAACUGUCACAUUGUCAAAUUCAAUCUCUGUGGAGGACUGUAUUUCGUAAGCUACGGGUCGCUCAAUGGCAUGGGAGCAGUUUGACCAGUUCCCGUUUCCGAAAGUUACAUCCCAUUUUUCCUUUAUCCACAUCUCUUAAUAGGGGUUACUGCAGGCUCUCACAACCCAUUUAUGCAAAUAAUAUUGAUUCAGACCCCAGAGAUGUACUUUUUGAUUCUCCCUAUACUCAAAUUAGGUCACCCAAUUCCAAUAGCAGACUCAUGCUCAUUGACGGAACCUCAAUAAUAUAUCGAGCUUAUUACAGACUACUUGCUAAACUGCACCACGGUCAUCUUUCACAUGCUGAUGGCAAUGGAGAUUGGGUACUGACUAUAUUUACAGCAUUGUCACUUAUUAUUGACGUCCUGGAAUUUCUUCCUUCACAUAUAGCGGUUGUUUUUGAUCAUGACGGAUUUCCCUUUGGCCAUACGUCUCUUUCAACCAAACAAAAUUUUGUUGCAAAAGGCCUGAAUUUUCGUCACAAUAUGUACCCCUCUUACAAGAGCAAUCGUUCUCCCACACCUGAUACAAUUGUUCAAGGACUUCAAUUUUUGAAAGCUUCCCUCAAGGCCAUGUCUAUCAAGGUGAUUGAGCAGGUGGCAGGUGUUGAAGCAGAUGAUGUAAUUGGAACCUUGGCUGUUAGGAGUGUUCGUGCUGGAUUCAAGGUGCGAGUUGUUUCACCGGAUAAAGAUUUUUUCCAGAUUCUAUCUCCAUCAUUACGCCUUCUACGAAUAGCUCCUCGUGGAUUUGAGAUGGUCUCAUUUGGAAUGGAGGAUUUUGCUGGAAAAUAUGGAGGACUGAAACCUUCGCAGUUUGUUGAUUUGACCUCACUUAUGGGUGAUAAAUCUGAUAACAUACCAGGAGUUCCCGGGAUUGGAGAUGUACAUGCAAUUCAACUUAUUAUAAAAUUUGGUACACUAGAAAACUUGUUAGAAUGUGUUGAACAAGUUGAGGUGGAGCGAAUUAGGAAGACAUUGCUAUCCAAUGCAGAGCUGGCUAGACUUAGCAAGGAUCUAGCAAUACUACGAUGUGAUCUUCCAUCUUACAUGGUUCCUUUUGCCCCUGAUGACUUGAUAUUUGAGAAACCAGAGGAUGACGGGGAGAAAUUUACUAGCCUCUUAACGGCUAUUAGUGCUUAUGCGGAAGGAUUUUCUGCAGAUAACAUAAUUAGAAGAGCUUUGUAUUUGUGGAAGAAACUUGAGAAGCAAACUGCAGAUACCAUUCACCAAAAAGUUGUAUCAGCCUGAUAGAGACUCGAGUCCUGAAAACUGGCGAUGUAAAGAGGUCCCAGUUCUGUCUAUAGCUUUUUUGGCUUGUACAUAUAUUAUAUUGAGAUACUAAAGAGUAGUUUAGCAAUGUAAUUGUUAUAAUUGCGUAACACUAAAGAGCAUAUCUGUAAUUUUCUAAACCAGUUAGGAAAGAUACAUUGAAUGUGUAACUAGUCUGAUUUGGCUGUGCAUUUACGCCCAUCUUUUAGAAUCAAUACAAUGAGCCAUCUUUUCUUCA